GGGCGGGGAGAAAGCCGGAGAAUUGCGCAUGCGUCUUGCCCACGCGGCGUUUGAACGCGGAGGCUUCCGUAGCGGGAGGGAGAAAGAUGGCGGCGGCAGUACUGGAACAUUUGGGUGGGUUAUGGAUGCAGAAUCUCAGGGGGAAGCUGGCUUUGAGGCUUCUUUCGUCUCACAGCAUUUUACCCCAAUCGCAUAUCCACACAAGUGCUUCCCUUGAAAUAUCUCGAAAAUGGGAGAAGAAGAAUAAAAUUGUUUAUCCUCCACAACUGCCCGGAGAACCUCGAAGACCAGCUGAAAUCUACCAUUGUCGAAGACAAAUAAAGUACAGCAAGGACAAGAUGUGGUAUUUAGCAAAACUGAUACGAGGAAUGUCUAUUGACCAGGCUUUGGCUCAGUUGGAAUUCAGUGACAAAAAGGGGGCUCAAAUAAUUAAAGAGGUUCUCUUAGAAGCACAAGAUAUGGCAGUGAGAGACCACAAUGUGGAAUUCAGAUCCAAUUUGUACGUAGCUGAGUCCACCUCAGGGCGAGGCCAGUACCUGAAACGCAUCCGAUACCACGGCAGAGGUCGCUUUGGGAUUAUGGAGAAGGUUUUUUGCCACUAUUUUGUGAAGUUGGUGGAAGGCCCCCCACCUCCACGUGAGGCACCAAAGACAGCAGUCGCCCACGCCAGAGAGUAUAUUCAGGAGCUUCGAAACCGGACUAUCACGCACGCUCUCUGAUGGGGGUGUUCCAACUCCGCAGUGUCUCUGUUUUACCAUUUAUUUCCUGAAGCCAACAGAAAUUAAAGACCAGUGCUUUUUAUGA
This is a messenger RNA of Phacochoerus africanus (Common warthog), 804 nucleotides long. RefSeq names its product mitochondrial ribosomal protein L22 (gene MRPL22). The record is from RefSeq and is a predicted model, not a curated record. Gene Ontology annotation, cellular component: mitochondrial large ribosomal subunit; ribosome. Gene Ontology annotation, molecular function: structural constituent of ribosome. Bases 87 to 719 code for a protein of 210 amino acids. The transcript has 7 exons. Gene Ontology annotation, biological process: translation; ribosome assembly. Lineage: Eukaryota; Metazoa; Chordata; Mammalia; Artiodactyla; Suidae.